Messenger RNA from Tupaia belangeri chinensis (Chinese tree shrew), 954 nucleotides. Its product is annotated as olfactory receptor 52R1. Bases 10 to 954 code for a protein of 314 amino acids. Gene Ontology annotation, biological process: G protein-coupled receptor signaling pathway. Gene Ontology annotation, cellular component: plasma membrane. The record is from RefSeq and is a predicted model, not a curated record. Lineage: Eukaryota; Metazoa; Chordata; Mammalia; Scandentia; Tupaiidae. Gene Ontology annotation, molecular function: olfactory receptor activity; G protein-coupled receptor activity. The transcript has a single exon.
CAUCCAGUGAUGUGGGCCACAGGGAACAGUUCUUCUCCCCCUGUGUCCUUCAUCCUGCUUGGAAUCCCAGGACUUGAGAACUCCCAGUUUUGGAUUGCCUUUCCAUUCUGUGCCAUGUAUGUUGUGGCCAUAGUGGGAAACAUCAUUCUCCUCCAUGUGAUCCGAACUGACCACACCCUGCAUGAGCCCAUGUACCUCUUUCUGGCCAUGCUGGCUGUCAGUGACCUGGUCCUCUCCUCCUCCACCCAACCUAAAAUGCUGGCCAUUUUCUGGUUUCAUGCCCAUGAGAUUGAGUAUCAUGCCUGCCUCACCCAGGUGUUCUUCAUCCACGCUUUUUCUUCUGUAGAGUCAGGGGUGCUCAUGGCAAUGGCCUUGCACCACUAUGUAGCUAUCUGCUUCCCACUCAGGCACUCCAGUAUCCUGACAACCUCUGUGGUGAUCAGACUUGGGGCAGCUGUGCUGAUGAGAGGGCUGCUAUGUGUAAGCCCCUGCUGCUUCAUGGUCUCUAGAAUGCCCUUCUGCCCUAACCAUGUCAUUCCCCAGGCAUACUGUGAGCACAUGGCUGUACUGAAGUUGGUGUGUGCUGAUACUAGAAUAAAUCGUGGGUAUGGGCUGUUUGUGGCCUUCUCUGUGGGUGGCUUUGAUAUGAUUGUCAUCGGUAUAUCGUACGUGAUGAUUUUGAGAGCUGUGCUGCAGUUGCCCUCAGGUGAAGCCCGCCUCAAAGCCUUUGGCACCUGUGCCUCCCAUAUCUGUGUUAUCUUGGCCUUGUAUAUCCCAGCCCUUUUUACUUUCCUCACCCACCGCUUUGGCCAUCAUGUACCCCGAGCGGUACAUGUCAUGUUUGCUAAUGUCUAUCUUCUGGUUCCUCCUAUGCUCAACCCUAUCAUCUAUGGUGUUAGAACCAAACAGAUCAGAGACAGGGUUAUCCAAGGAUGUUGUGGAAAAGAACCCUGA